CGGCGCGGCGGGGCGGGUCUCCUCCCGCCGCCCGGGGCAACCGGAAGAAGAUGAGCCUGAAGUCUGAGCGCAGAGGAAUUCACGUCGAUCAGUCAGAGCUCCUGUGCAAGAAGGGAUGUGGUUACUAUGGCAAUCCAGCUUGGCAGGGAUUCUGCUCCAAGUGCUGGAGGGAGGAAUACCAUAAGGCCAGGCAGAAACAGAUUCAAGAGGAUUGGGAGCUGGCAGAGCGGCUUCAGCGUGAGGAGGAGGAAGCAUAUGCCAGCAGUCAGAGUACCCAAGGGGCACAGUCCCUGACCUUCUCAAAAUUUGAGGAGAAAAAAACCAAUGAGAAAACAAGGAAGGUCACUACUGUGAAGAAGUUCUUCACUGCUUCUUCUAGAACAGGAGCUAAGAAGGUGGCUCAAGAGAAAAUCCUUAAGCAAGGACAGCUUGGGAGGGAGAGAAAUGCUGAUAACAUUCUCAGGGAUUUGAAGGAGAUUUUUACUCCCUCCUGGGAACUGGCUUCCCCUACUGAAGCAGAGAUCCAAGAAGCCAAGGCUCCCAGCCCUUCCAUAAACAGGCAGGCUAGCAUCGAGACAGAUCGAGUCUCCAAGGAAUUCAUAGAGUUUCUCAAGACCUAUCAUAAGCCUGGACAAGACAUCUAUAAGCAAUGUAAGCUGUUUCUGGACUCAAUGAAUCAUAAAAGGGACUUGAGUAUUGAGGAGCAGUCUGAAUGUGCCCAGGACUUCUAUCAGAACGUAGCAGACAAGUUACAGACACGUUGGAAAGUGCCCCCUGAAAAAGUGGAGAAGGCCAUGGAUCAGAUUGAAAAGUACAUUAUGACUCGGCAGUACAAGUAUGUCUUCUGCCCUGAAACCACUGAUGAUGAGAAGAAAGAUCUUGCUGUCCAGAAGAGGAUCAGGGCUCUGCACUGGGUGACUCCCCAGAUGCUGUGUGUUCCUGUCAAUGAGGAGAUCCCAGAAGUCUCUGAUAUGGUUGUGAAAGCAAUUACAGACAUUAUCGAGAUGGAUUCCAAGCGCGUCCCUCGUGACAAGUUAGCAUGCAUCACCAAGUGCAGCAAGCAUAUAUUCAAUGCUAUUAAAGUCACCAAAAAUGAGCCAGCUUCUGCUGAUGACUUCCUUCCGACACUUAUAUACAUUGUUCUGAAGGGCAACCCCCCCCGGCUGCAGUCUAACAUCCAGUACAUAACACGCUUCUGUAAUCCCAGCAGGUUAAUGACAGGAGAAGAUGGCUACUAUUUUACCAACCUGUGCUGUGCUGUGGCCUUCAUUGAGAAGCUGGAUGCUCAGUCUCUAAAUCUAAGCCAAGAAGAUUUUGAUCGCUUUAUGAGCGGUCAGACAUCCCCAAAGAAGCAAGAACCUGAGAGUUUUUCACCUGAUGUGUGCCUGGGUGUUAAGCAAAUGUAUAAAAACUUAGACCUCCUAUCUCAGUUGAACGAGAGACAGGAAAGGAUUGUCAGUGAAGCCAAGAAGCUUGAGAAAGACCUAAUAGAUUGGACUGAUGGAAUUACGAAGGAAGUCCAAGAUAUUGUUGAGAAGUACCCAUUAGAAAUCAAACCAAAAAACCAAGCCUUAGCAGCUAUUGACUCUGAAAAUGUGGAGAAUGACAAGCUGCCCCCACCACUGCAGCCUCAGGUUUAUGCAGGGUAAUUCUCAGUGCUCACUUGGAAAAGUGUCAUUGUCCUCACCUAGUACUAUCUGCUACUUGGGAAGGGGGGAGGUAAUUCAAGGCUAAAAGUCAGAUGAGCUUAAAUCAGUACCUUUUUAAAAGGUUGGUUUGCUUUGGGGGGUUUUGGUUUGUUUUCCUGAGUGUAUUUAUUUUAGUCAAGUAGAUUUCUAUUAGGCUCUGGU
Dryobates pubescens (Downy woodpecker) is the source of this 1850-nucleotide messenger RNA. RefSeq names its product RAB guanine nucleotide exchange factor 1 (gene RABGEF1). The record is from RefSeq and is a predicted model, not a curated record. Gene Ontology annotation, biological process: vesicle-mediated transport. Gene Ontology annotation, cellular component: endocytic vesicle; cytosol. The coding region runs from base 51 to 1649 and encodes 532 amino acids. The transcript is spliced from 10 exons. Gene Ontology annotation, molecular function: DNA binding; zinc ion binding; guanyl-nucleotide exchange factor activity. NCBI's taxonomy places the organism in Eukaryota, Metazoa, Chordata, Aves, Piciformes, Picidae.